Symbiodinium sp. CCMP2456 is the source of this 4923-nucleotide messenger RNA. NCBI's taxonomy places the organism in Eukaryota, Dinophyceae, Suessiales, Symbiodiniaceae. The record is from the annotation of a GenBank genome assembly.
AUGGUGGCACCGAGGUUGAUCAGUGAGCUGCAAGGACCUGCCAAGCGGCUGGUGGUUGGCCGCCGGGCCGACUGGGUGAGCUUUCCAGGAGGAGUCCAGGUACUCCUCAACACCUUGAGGGCAAGCCUAGGCAAGCCUCAGGUCUCGGAGCUCGCAGACCACUUGACGAGAUACUUUCGUCAGACGCGGAGGAAAGCCCAAGAGUCGAUGUCAGACUAUAUCACGCGGAAGUGUGAGACCUACCUGAGGGCCCAACAAGCACUACGACGAGUGCUACCACAACAUCAGAAGCCUAAGACGACAGGGACUUCAGGAGGACAGAGCUGGCCCCAGCAGACGUGGAGCCGGAGGACGAGUGUGGAGUCGGCGACCAGCGCCACAACGUCUCAGGCGGCAGCGCCUGUCGUGGAACCUACAGAUGACCAGGAGCCAACAAGGGACGAUGGGGACGCUCCGGAGCCCAGCGAGGGCCAGUGGAGUGAUCAACAGUGGUCGCCAUGGGCUGGUUGGUACAACAACUGGCAGGGAUAUUCCGGAGGCUGGAGUGGCACGUGGGGAUAUACGUGGAACUCCAGCUACUACAAAGACAACUAUGGGACCACCGGACAGGACGAGACGGCCGUGGUGGAGAUUUUGCCGGAUUUUGUGCAAGGGUGGUACCUCUUGUUCGACGCCUCCCUGAACACGACGGAGAGGAACCUCAUCCACACGGCAGUACAGGGAGACUACUCGCUCCAGCGCAUCGCCCAGGAACUUAGGUCUCAGUGGGACGACAACAACAUCAAGCCGCGCGACAGCCGCCACCAGGCCAGCUACAUGGGCGAGGAUGAUGAGGAUUAUGCCGACGAGGAGUUUGAGACGAUGGAAGGCUUUGCGGCAGAGCAGUUGACCGAGGAGGGUCAGGCUCUUGUGGCGGAGGCUGAAGAGGAAGCGCAGGCAGCGCUAGCGGCUCUACAUCAAGCCCGCCGCACCUUAAAGGAGGCUCGAGAGAGACAACACCAGGUGAAGCUCUCGAGGCAAUACUUUCGGCCGGGAUCCACGCGGGCACCUUCCUCGUCUUCUACGUCGUCAAUGGCUACCAGGAGUACGAGCUGGGGACGGGGACGAGGCUUUGGGGCACGGGAUGACUCCCGUAUGACAUGCCUCAAGUGCGGCAAAGUGGGACACAGGGCCGCUAACUGCAGCCAACCGGAGCAGCAGGCCCAGCAUGUGGAGGAGCAGACCGAGAGUGCACCCUUCAUCUGCUACAGCGAGGCCGCUUUGUCCGCGACACCCCGCGAGGACACCAUGACCACCCAUGAGGCCAUGACCAAAGGCUGGUGCGUGGUUGAUGGGGGUGCCACUCGCACCCUCGGCAGCGUGGCAGCAGUGCAGAGUGUCCUGGACCAGAAUGCACGGCAGACCGGAAACACCAAGUUGCUCCAGGUGGACACAUCGAGGAAGCCGACGUUCUCCUUCGGAAACAGUUCCGAGAACCAGUGUGUGAGAACGGUCAGCUUGGGCGUGCAGGCUGGGUCCCAGGGGGCUCUGGUGGAGCUUCUUCGCGAACAUGGAGAAGAACCACCCACACGGUGGACCAAGGUGGAGCUACGUCAGAGGCUCAUCGAAUUGAAUCCAUCGUUGGACAAGACGAUCUCCAAGGAAUCCAAGAUGACAGAGCUACAGCAGUGGGUGGGCAAGAUCAAUCGCGCAAGCGUCAAGCAGGCCAACCUAGUGCAGCUGUGCCAGGAGGAGCUUCAGCUCACCCUGACGGGGAACGAGACGGUGGCGACUUUGGAGAAGCUGGACAUCAACGAGUAUCAGCCAGCUUACCGCGAGUGGGUGCUAAGGACCGAUGCCGAGGAGACUGGAUGCGACUACUGCUUGAGACGUCUAGCGGUGUGGCUGCGCGAGAACCCAGUGCGGAAGAUCAGCCAACGAGAUCUACCAGUUCGGGGACAGCCAAAGUCCAAGGCUAUGUUUCGCCCGAGCGGAGCGACCGGAUCUUCAACGCCGCCGGCAACGGAGCUGUCGCCUUCGGCACCUUCCAUGGUGGACCGGGACAUGAUCGCCAUUCUCCAGAACCUGACGGGCACGGUCCAGGACCUGCAGCAGGAGAUGGCCGAGCUCAAGGGCGAGCGUCCGCGCAAGAAGGAUCAGAAGACGACCAAGCCAGUGUCCGACACGACGUCGGAAGGCUACACCAAGGGUGUGAAGUUGAUUUUGCAGCAAGUUCGCAUUUCACAACCUGGGUUUGUGUGGCUGACCACACCAGACUCAGCUUUCUCUCCAAUGCAGCAUUCGAACUCUCGAACCGACGCGCAAAAAGAGGAGCUUCAGCGGAAGCGAGCUGUGGCACCCCAGGUCCAGGAUGUGGUACCCGAGACCCUACAGCAUGAGACAUAUGCAGCUGAAGACCUCCAGCAAGCUGAGGAACUGGCCAGGAUGCCUAUGAAGGCCCACCCCUCGAGGACAGGGCAGCUAGGAGAAUUGUGGGUUCAAGAGACCAUCCAGGCCCGCGAAAUGGGAAUCGCGACUUCAGAGGAGCGACCUCUGACCAAGAAAACAACGCCACACGGCGAGGACGUGUGGGGAAGGAGGGAGUGUCUGGGGGUGUUCGCGGUGGGGGGGGAUCAGGUUUCUCGAGACAAGGAGACCGAGAAGAUCAAGAGGAAUGCCAGACCUGAGGUGAUUAAGCUUGCUUCUGAGUUCCGGUGUUCCAUCUGCGAGGAACAGCACCAGUUCUUAGUGGUCAUAGACGAAGGAUCAAGGACCCUCCGAUUGGAUCCAGCGGGGAGCUUCAGGAGUCAGGCAAUUCUGGAUUUCUGUGAUAGGCAUCAGAUCUUCUUGGACUUGGUUCCUGGAGAGGCUCAUUGGAAGAUUGGAGUUUGCGAGCAGGCAGUUCAGGGUCUGAAAUCUGUCAUGGAAAAGGUCUGUAGGGCAGAAGGAACGCUGACAGCUGAAGAGGCCCUGUCGACAGCCGUGCGCAUCUUUAAUCAGAUUGAUGUGGCCACACCCAAUCUUCCCCCUGAACUCCUAGUUGAAAAUCCGGGAACCGAGUUUGCACAGGCUGUUGCGCGUAGGAGUAGAAGGGUCAUGGACUACCAGCCGGGAGAGCUUGUGUACUUCUGGAGACAACAACAUUCGGGUAAGAACCGUCAAGGGCCUCAGUCCAAGAAGGGAGUGUUCAUGGGACCCGCCAGAAUUCUUGCAACCGAAAAGAAGAGAAACCCCGAUGGAACGUUGCAGGAUGGAUCCAUUGUGUGGUGUGUACGGGGCAGGCAAUUGAUCAAAUGUUGCGUUGAGCAGCUGAGAAGAGCUUCUCCGAGGGAGGAGUUGGUGGAGGCCCUUUCCACUCAGGACAACACCCCCUGGGUGUUCACUAAGGUGGCUGAGCAGAUCGGUGGUAACCAGUUCGAAGAUGCCUCGCAGGACAGUCCCCAGUUGGAGGAAUGGUGGAGAGCUCAGAAUCCUGAGGAGGAAAUCCAACCGGCAAGAAGGAGAAUCACUGAGAAACGUUCGGCUCCCCCAAGGGCCACGGAGGACUCCGAUGAGGAAUUAGUUCCGGAUCAGGAGAUGUCACAUCCUUCUGCACAGCGGGCAGUGGCUUCCCGUAGGGCUCGUAGGUCCAAACCAUAUGCGGCCGAGGGACUCGGAUCAGGAGAGCAUUGGUGCGACCGAGUGCCAGAGGAGGCUUGGUUCUGCCAAGAGCAGGCGUAUUGGUGUGAUCCUCAGGCGGGGGUUCAAGUUGAAGUAGAGAUGCCACAGACGGGCAAAGGAUGGCAGCAGGCUCUUCAGAACUUUGAGGGGUACAUGGUAGGAGCGAUGAAGCGGAGGGCGAUAGAAGUCAGGGAGAAACAUCUAUCGGAUGAAGAACCGCUCCAAUUCGAAGGAGCGAAAGCAAUUGAGGUGAAAAACUUUGUCGCCGCUCGCGCAUUCGAAGCAUUACCUGAGUCCUUACGUCCUAGCAAGGAGCAAGCCAUCAACAUGAGGUGGAUACUCACCUGGAAGCAGCGUGAGGACGGGACGAUGAAGGCUAAGGCAAGAGCAGUGCUCUUAGGUCGGGAUUAUCCUGGGGUGUUACACUGCGUGCCUUGCAACGAGAUCUGCGAUGCACUUGGUGUACCGAGAGACAGCGUUAUGUCUGUGGCGGAGUUCCUUGCCGAGUUAGGUUCAGACCAGGACUCAGAGUGGCAGGGAAUCCUGAAAAGGAUCAAGGCCCGGUUCCAAUGGGGUGACUGGGAGCGCGACACAGAAGGAAGUCUGAGCUGGCUGGCACAACAGACGGCACCUCACUUGUCGGCACCUGUCAGCUUGCUGUUGUCGGAAGCGAAACAAAGAAAGAACCACAGCAUGCUCAUUCAUGCCUUUGACGAGGACGAACCUCUGGCCAUGUUUGCAUGGGUAGACGCAGGCGCGGUGGGUCGUAUUACUCCAGUCGCCUGGCACUCAUCAAAGGUGGAGAGAAUAUGUCGCUCUCCAGGAGCGGCUGAAGCCCAAGCCGCCGUGAACGGAGAAGAUACGCUGUUCUUCUCGCGCUACCAGUGGGGUGAGCUCGAGUUUGGGGAUGUGGACUCCAGAGACGCGGAGCGAACGGUGAAUCAGGUGGUCGGCUGCUUAGUAACGGACUCGCGCAACGUGUACGACAAGCUCAACACAGAAGUUCUUACCAUAAAAGGGGCCGAGAAGAGAACGGACCUGGAGAUGUUGGGACUCAAAGAGGCUCAACGCAACACUGGACUGCACAUUCGUUGGGUACAUUCCGAAGCACAGUUAGCCAACAGCUUGACCAAGGCUGCUGGGGGACGAGAAAUCGAAUUGUACUAUCAGAUGCGUCACCAGUGGAGGAUCGUUGAAGACCCUCAGAUGAGAUCAGCGAGACGAAGACGACAGGAAGGUAUCGCACCUCUGACGACGGACCAAGGAGAUGAACGAAAUAUUUAA